AUCCUAGAGCCCGCCAACCGACAUCAGGCGGCGUCCAUGUGAAGCUGAGCUGUGACAUGUCUAAGCGGGGACGUGACGAGAUCUCCCCACCACACCACUUUGCUCCGUCUCACACUGAGCUUGCAUCACGAAACAAGAUGCCGUCACCGUGACACCCAAGGGGCAUUCAACCCAAAAAAAAAAAAAAAAAAAAAAAUACAAGGCUGUGCUAUGUGGCAAAGACACCGUCUAGCUAGUGACACCGAGCAUCGCACAUCGCCUAUCCCGACAGAAGCCCAGCAUCUACGUAGUAAUGGAAUCGGGACUUCAUGGCGACAUAUCCAACAACCAACACGGCAAAUGUUGGUGGCGGCACCCUCCCGGACCUGCCCACCAAUGACGUCUUCGCUCUCGAGAGGCCUCACGGCUCGCACACGCAUAAGCGCCCAAAGACGCCCGCCCUCUCCUCAGUGGUCACUCUCGUCACUCUCCAGCAGCAAGCGUCACUUUCGAGCAUGGGAUAUUGCGUUGCAUCGCAUCGCAUCAACCAACACGACUCUCCAGUUUGAACGAUUACCGCUCAACCACCCCACCCGCACGCGACCGCCGACCGUCUCUUUUAUCUUGGACGGCGCCUAUUCCCUCAGGUGCCUCGCUGAUCGCGCUUGUUCGCUGUUCUAGACCUAUCUCAGAAGAGGAACUGCAUCUGCAUAUAACCUGCCGACCCCUCCAUCCUUCCGUCAUUCUCAAGCUUGGCGCCGGGAUCCUCUUUCUUACAAG
Messenger RNA from Ilyonectria robusta, 759 nucleotides. RefSeq lists its product as uncharacterized. Lineage: Eukaryota; Fungi; Ascomycota; Sordariomycetes; Hypocreales; Nectriaceae. The record is from RefSeq and is a predicted model, not a curated record. Bases 211 to 660 code for a protein of 149 amino acids. The transcript has a single exon.